AUGCACUCGGCUUCGUCGUCCCCUGUGGGGCCCACUGCCAGCCCGCGUGGCGAAAAGGUAACCGAGCGGCCGGAAAUGUUUUCGAUCUCGAACAAGUCGGAGCUCGCCUCGCUGGCCAUGUCGACUUCGACCGUUUUCUCGUGUAUUAUUGGAAUCGCGUCCCACGUCAGCAUCGAGAGCUUCCUCUCCAUAUCGGUAGCCACGUCAUUUUUCGCCGCGUUUUUAUUCGACCCGAAAACCUCGAUCGACUUCCUUGGCUCGUCUUUCGUUAGACGGCUGUGGUGGCCGUUUUUUGUGACUUUCGGUACUCCGAGGUGGACGCGUACCGAGUUUUUGUCGAAACACGGGCCAUUGCAGCCAAGCCCGGUGAAAAUUCGCCUUCCGAAAAGUCUUUUCGGCUUUUCGGAGGAAGUAGUUUGUCCGAAAUUUUUACCGGGUGGCAUAAGGGCUGUUUGGCUGUUCCAGCUGCCGGCCUCGGAACACGAACUCGUCAUGUUCGUGUUCGUGUUGAUGACGUUUGGUCCGGAAACUUUGCUCUCGUGCAUAGUCUUCGGCUCGGUUUUGUACUCCAAAUUCAUGUUGAAGUACUUGUCGGCUUUGAAAACGCCUAUCUCGUCGUCUUUAGGUAGCGUUUGGCGAGAGAAGGUGAAAUUUGUCGUUGAUCGGAGACGAAAUCUUGUGAUGUCCCGACGAGUUGUCCUUAGCCGUGUCGAGGUAGUAAGAGAAGGAGGCGACUCGGAGGCUCAUGUCGUCGGUUUCCAUAACGAGCUUUUUCCGGCGAAGAUCAUUAUCUGGGUUUUUGAACUGUGGAUGAAGGGACAAGUUUUAGGAGGAGGGUUUAUGAAGUUAAUUCAACAGCUCAAAGUGGUGGCUGAAAAACAAGGUUCAAAGGCCUCCAUUCAAGGUGGGGACAAAAGUGUCCAUUUCAUAAUGAAUUGGUGA
Messenger RNA from Striga asiatica, 942 nucleotides. The record is from the annotation of a GenBank genome assembly. NCBI's taxonomy places the organism in Eukaryota, Viridiplantae, Streptophyta, Magnoliopsida, Lamiales, Orobanchaceae.